CAAGACGACGCUAAUCCUAGAUUAGUGCGUCCCGGGCACUUAGUCUUACCUUCCUAUUCGGGUGCACCUCUGCCUUACUUCCCAGUAUCGACACCCACACUCUUCUGGGUGCAAAAUCUACAAAACGAUGGCUUUCAGACGACCUAUCGAAUGGAUAUUCUGGAACUUUAUGUGGGGUUCUCUAAAAAGCUACAAUCUACAGGGAUGUUGGACGCUACAUGUCUUUGUCCAAUCAAGCAAGCAACACAGCCGCCCACGGUACCCCCUUGACAAGCUGAACAUACGCGGCGCAGCAGCUCGCAUUGAUUAGUUAAGGAAGGUCGCAAUGGCCUUAAUGAGGGGAGGCCCCGAGUCUUUAGGACCAUUCCGAAUUAUGAAGGGCAACGCAACUAUUCACCACCCAGGAAGGGUCGGUAGUUCAUCAAGCCCAGUGAAAAAGCAGAAUUGAUACCAUGAUGGGCGAGUAUUAUUUGCGUAUUUUGUCCGCCGGGGCAGAUCCCAAUAUCGACAUUAUCGCCGUUCAUGGACUCAACCCUAAAAGCAAAAAGAAUCAUGCUGAGAAGACCUGGGAGUCGAAUGGGAAACUUUGGCUCAGGGAUUUUCUUCCCAAGCAACUGCCACGAGCCAGGAUUUUCCUCUUCAGUUACAACUCUAAAGUUGCAAUCCAGUCAUCCGCAGCUGGAGUGCGGGAGCAGGCACAUGUCCUCCUUGACCGCUUAAGACUGGAAAGAGAGAACUGUGAAUAUCGACCCCUGCUUUUCAUUGCUCAUAGCCUGGGAGGGAUUGUUGUCAAAGAGGCGCUUGUACAAGCCAAACUCAGCACAACGUACGGCUCGAUAUGCACCUCAACAUUUGGAAUCGCGUUCUUCGGUACGCCACAUCGAGGGACGCACCUCGCACGUGUGGGAGGCGUGGCUGCAAAGUUCGUGAGGGCUAUAUUAGGAACAGCGAGCAAUACCCUACUGAAGGCUCUUUCAAAAGGCAGCCUUUAUGCCCUGGAGCUAUCUGCGAACUUUGACAAGCUUCUUGAAAACUAUAAGUAUCUGAGCUUUUAUGAGACUCUACCAUUCAAAAGCAUCGGCAUAGUCGUUGAAAAAGAAUCUGCUGUUCUUGGCUUGCCUGACUCCCGUGAGAAAGCGGUCGCAUUGAAUGCCGACCAUGAAGAGAUUUGCAGAUUUCACUGCGAUAAAGACGAUCGUUAUCAAUACGUGUCUUCGCUGAUUGUCGAACUAGCGAAUUCAGGGACGGAGCGGCCUUUGACCAGUUGCUUUGAUGAAUCAGACUCCACCCUUUUGGCCGGUGAAGCCGAUCCUUGCUUCUGGAUGGUACCGUUUACUCGUAAUCCCGGGUUUGUUGGCCGUGAACACACAUUAAGUCAGGUCAUGGAGCGUAUCAUGCCACUUGGAAAGGUUCAUUCUAGAGUAGCCUUGUAUGGCCUCGGAGGUGUCGGUAAAACCCAGAUAGCCAUUGAGCUAGCGCACCAAGUCCAUGACGCUCAUCCCGGCGUUUCGGUGUUUUGGAUUCACGCGAACAGUAUCAGUCGGUUCCGAGAAAGUUAUAAUGAUUUGAUCAAGGAAUGCGAUAUUGAAUGUCCGCUCAAUGAUAAACAAGACAAUCUCAGGCUUGUCAAGCAGUGGCUUGAAAAGCAGUGUAAACGCUGGUUGCUGAUCAUCGAUAACGCUGACCAAGCCUCAUUCUUCACGUUAGAUGGCCGUCAAUGUGAGAAAGGUUCCACGUCAGCCAUGCAGCUGCAAGAGGACUCUCCAAUCCUCCAGUACCUUCCUGAAAGUUCUUAUGGAUCCAUUCUUAUUACAACGCGGAACCGAGCUGCUGGUGUCAGAUUCGUUAGGGGUGUUGGACAAAACAUGAUUGAAGUGGGAACUAUGACCAAGGAAGAGUCGAGAUGCUUGAUCAAGUCUGCUUUAAGUGGUGAUUAUCCAACAGAUUCAGAUAUGGAUGAGCUCGCGGAGAUGCUCGAUUAUUUACCGUUGGCAAUCAUGCAAGCCGCUUCGUUUAUGGAAGAAAAUGUGCUCACUGUGAAUGAAUAUAUGAGACUGCAUAAUGACAGUGACGAGACCAGGAUGGGCUUACUGUGCGAGCCCUUCGAGACGUUAGGGAGAGACAGCGAAACCCCAAAUGCUCUUGCUACCACUCUGAUCGUUUCUCUAGAUCAUAUCAAUACCAAAGAGCCGAAUGCCAUCGAUUCUCUGUCCCUCAUCGCUUUUCUUGAUCAACAUCACAUUCCGACAAGCCUGAUGCAACAAAAGCUCACCAAACCGCUUGACUUGACAAAGGCGCUGGGCACGCUUAAGGCUUUCUCGCUAAUAACAGCGAACGGAACCGGUCAAAGCUUCUCUAUUCACCGGCUUGUACAACUUACCGUGCGCAAAUGGCUGAUCAUCGAACAUGAAUUUGAAGAUAAAGCUAUCCAUGCUAUGGAUAUACUCGCGGAGUCUUACCCCGACGCCAAGUUUGAAAAUUGGCCCACUUGCGCUGCUUAUCUACCCCACGCGAUGUCAGUUCUGAAAUACACUCCCGAGCUACAUGGGAAGUGGUUGAGAAGAAGGCUAUACCUUCAAGAAGGAAUAGCCUUCUAUCUCUGGGAACGGGGUCGUUGUGACGAAGCAGAGGCAUUGGACCUUCUCAUUGUCGAAGAGAAUAAGAAGGAAUUUGGUAUGGAACAUCCAGAAACGUUAGAAAGCCUUGCUAGUCUGUCCUCGACAUAUUGUAGUCAGAAUCGACUGUUAGAGGCCGAGAAACUGGACUUCCUUGUCAUGACAACAAGAAAGCGGCUGCUUGGAACAAGGAACCAGUUGACUUUAACCAGUAUGGUCAACUUGUCAAGCGUCUACAGAAGACAGUGUCGAUUUUCGGAGGCGGAAGGUCUGAUAUUGGAAGCGUUAGAGGAGUCAAAGUCCUUGUUUGGAGAGGAGCAUGAGAUGACGACGGACAUCAUGGGACACCUUGGAAAGCUCUAUCUAGAGCUAAACAGGUUGCCAGAGGCCGAAGCACUUGCACACAAAGAUUGGACUGUUCGGAAGAUAAUGUAUGGCCCUGGACACAGUUGGACUCUGUCUGCUGCGGAGACGCUUCUUGAUGUCUAUAUCGGCCAAAAGAAGUGGGCAGAGGCGAAAGAAUUGGCCGUCCCCACCCUGCAGCUACUUGAGAAGAAUAUCGGUACUGAGGAUUCCGAAACCCAGGAGUGCAGACACCGCUUGGUCGACAUCUAUGCAGGGCUGAAUGACUGGCCAAACGCGGAGCAAUUGGCACUGCAGGCGCUAAGUAUAGCGUUGAAUAAGCUGGGCCCUCAUGAUUGGGACACCCUUGUAAUGAAGCAUGAUCUUUCGGAGGUAUAUGCUAAUUGGAAUAAUAUCCAGAAAGCCGAAGAAUUGGAAAAUGAAAUUCUUGAGGACUGCCUCCAUACAUUCGGCCCAGACCAUGGCUACACAUUGUUUUUCUCGGCCCUGAUUCUGAAACGUCGGGGGGAGGAGACAGAGGCCAUACAGCAGAUGGUGCGGUCCAUAAAAAGGCUGGAAUAUUCGUUGGGACCUUACUUCAACCCGACCAAGUCUGCCACAUACCUACUACAAGUGUGGUGCGGAGACGACGAAGCCGUGAACAAGCUCCUGGGAGAUUGAUGAUACGAAAGAAACGUGGUCCCGGAAAACAAGCUGCUACUUACGACUCUACCGCCAUCAUAAAAGAUAGAAGCGAAUGCUUGAUACGGAACACUGCGCCUUCGGCCUUGACUUCCCUAUAAGCCAAACCGACGAGGAAAUAGUCGCGCGUCGAGGAAUCUUACACUAGGUAAUCAUUGCUUAACACCGACCAUCAAGAAGCAGUCCUAAUCCGCUUGGAGUAGGCCAUCAUCGUCAUGCCCUGGGGGAAAGCCGCUUGUUGAGAGGUCCUGCAGUAAGGCGGGCCAGUUAAUGCUAUUUGCAGCGACUUUUGUGUCACCCGACGCUGUACGCUUCCGAGGGCUCCAGAGUCGUGGUGACCAGUCGUCCUCUCAGCCAGCCAACCAAAUCUGGGGCCACCCCAUGUACUCCCAUGUACCGUAAAAGGUUGCGGGACAUGCUCAUGUUCGUGUGAUAAGGGACGGCGCGUGUACAUCCAAGUUACGCAGGUUUACCUAGGCUGGUGACAAUGACUGUGUUAGCCACACGUCUCAAUUCAUCACUAAUUCAUACACUAAUAUCUCAGCCGCAAUGUGUCUGGGUCUGUGUAUGCUUGCAUUUAUCUUCCUGAAA
Messenger RNA from Aspergillus welwitschiae, 4250 nucleotides. RefSeq lists its product as uncharacterized. The record is from RefSeq and is a predicted model, not a curated record. The transcript is spliced from 9 exons. Bases 453 to 3638 code for a protein of 1061 amino acids. Lineage: Eukaryota; Fungi; Ascomycota; Eurotiomycetes; Eurotiales; Aspergillaceae. Gene Ontology annotation, molecular function: protein binding.